AAGUGUACCAGAGUGGGACGUCCGCUCCCUGUACUUCCUCUGCUUUGCGCGCGCACGCAGACGCGCACGCUCCCGCACAGGGAGAGAAGUGGAAAGUGUUUGGAUUCGAGCGCAGAGCAGAACACACUUCUGCAGAAAUUCAUGCGAACGUAUCCGGCGUCCAAAGGACAUCCAACCCCCGCGUUCAGCGCCAGGAAGUGGAGCAUUCUUCUUUCUCGCUUUCGUCGCGCUGAUGUGAGAUGGUGACAAAUCUCCUGGUGGUACAGACGCAAAACUGCGAGCGGCGUGUAAAUGUUGUGAUUUGGCGACAGGAAGUGAUGUUUUCAUCCCAAGAAAUGUGAAGCGAGAGGACACCAAGGAGGACAAGCAGGACGCGUUGCGGAAGAUCGUCUGUCCAUGUCGUCCGAAAGCAGCUCGCCACCGCCGCCUUCGCCCCCUCGGCGCGCGUCUCCCCAGACUCCCUCGCCGCCGCCCGUCCCGCCCGACGGCCUUCGCGGGCGGCUGUACGACGGCCCGGCCGGCGGCUCCGUCCACGCCGUCUCCUUCCUGAUCCAGAUCGGACUCACCCGGGAGCCGCUGACCCUGGACGCCGCCGGCCUCUCGAUGUCGGCCGUCAUCGAGUUCAUCUGCGCCGUCGUCGAUCACAAGUUCCCAGAAUGCGGAUUGUUGGGGAUGCGCGACAAGAUCUUGCUUUUCCGCCACGACCUCAACUCGGACAACAUCCUGCAGCGGGUCACCGCCGCCGAGGAGAUUCACGAGGGCGACCUGGUCGAGGCGGUCCUGUCAGCUCUGGCGUCAUCUGACGACUUUCAGAUCGGCCCUCACGCGCUCUACGUGCACUCGUACCGCGCGCCCGCCUUCUGCGAUCACUGCGGCCAGAUGCUGUGGGGGCUCGUACGCCAGGGCCUCAAAUGUGACGGUUGUGGUCUAAACUUCCACAAGCGUUGUGCGUUGAAGAUUCCAAACAACUGCAGCGGUGUCAGAAAGAGGCGAUCCUCCAACGUUUCCCUGAGCAGCGGACCCGCUUCCCUGGCACGCCCGCCUUUUGGAGACUUCCCCAAAAGGAACAGCAGCCUGCAGGAUGAGGAGCAGCGUGAGUCUCUGAGCAGCCAUCCCGCCUGGAUGGAGAAGAUGCUCCCGGGCCGUGUGAAGUUGCCCCACACGUUCUCCGUGCACACGUACACUCGACCCACCGUGUGUCAGCACUGCAAGUGUCUGCUCAAGGGUCUCUUCAGACAAGGCCUGCAGUGCAAAGAUUGUAAGUUCAACUGCCACAAGAGAUGCGCAGCCAAAGUUGCUCGAGACUGCAUGGGGGAGGUCCACUUCAAUGGAGGAACAUCCAGUCCCACCCUGGACGCAGAGUCCACCAUGGAGGUGGACAACAGUCAUGUCGGCAUCGACGGAGGACACAGCGCCGCCGAGCAGGACCGAGCGGCCGUGUUGGAGGUUUGCAAGAUCUCCAAUGACGGAUCCUGCAAGGAUCCUGAGAAGGACGACGACAAAGACGACGGCAAAGACAAUGAGAAGGAUGACGACACGGAGCGAGACAUCAGCCCGUCGACCAGCAGCAACAUCCCUCUGAUGCGAGUGGUUCAGUCCAUCAAGAACGCCAAAAGGAGAAGCUCCACUGUGGUCAAAGAAGGUUGGAUGGUCCACUACAGUAGUCAUGACAACAUGAGGAAGAGACACUUCUGGCGUCUGGACUGCAAAAGUCUGACGCUGUUCCAGAACCACAGCGGAGCCAAGUUCUACAAGGAGCUGUCGUUGUCGGAGAUCCUGCGCGUGGAGGCGUCACAGGAAGUCGUCGGUCCGACGGCGGGCAGCAACGCUCCGUGCUUCCGCUUGGUCCUGUCGUCCGGCCCCGUCUACUACGUGGGCGAGGACGAUGGCGGCGCGGCUCAGGAAAUGGGCCGCAGCUGGGAGAAGACCAUCUGCCGUGCCAUGAUGCCCCUCACACCCAAGCCCAGCCUGGGCACCGGACAGGGGUGGAAACACAAGGAGGUGACCAUCUGCAUAUCAGUUUGUAACUCGCAGAUCCAAGAGAACGUGGAUAUUAGCUCCGUCUAUCAAAUCUUUGCUGAGGACGUUCUUGGGUCAGGACAGUUUGGCAUCGUGUACGGAGGCCAACACAGGAAGACUGGUCGAGACGUGGCCAUCAAGAUCAUCGACAAGAUGAGAUUCCCUACAAAGCAGGAGAGCCAGCUGCGGAACGAGGUGGCCAUCUUGCAGAACUUGAAGCACCCCGGCAUCGUAAACCUGGACUGUAUGUUCGAGACCCCCGAGCAGGUGUUUGUGGUCAUGGAGAAGCUCCACGGUGACAUGUUAGAGAUGAUCUUGUCCAGCGAAAAGAGUCGCCUGCCGGAGCGUCUCACCAAAUUCUUGGUGACGCAGAUCCUGGUGGCCCUCAGACAUCUUCACUUCAAAAACAUCGUCCACUGCGACCUAAAGCCUGAAAACGUCCUCCUGGCAUCAGCUGAACCUUUGCCUCAGGUGAAGCUGUGCGACUUUGGCUUCGCCCGCAUCAUCGGCGAGAAGUCCUUCCGCCGCUCUGUGGUGGGCACGCCGGCCUACCUGGCGCCGGAGGUUCUUCGCAGCAAAGGCUACAACCGCUCGCUGGACAUGUGGUCGGUCGGCGUCAUCGUCUACGUCAGCCUGAGCGGAACCUUCCCCUUCAACGAGGACGAGGACAUCAACGACCAGAUCCAGAACGCCGCCUUCAUGUACCCGCCCAGUCCUUGGAAGGAGAUCUCUGAGGAUGCAACAGACCUGAUCAACAACCUGCUGCAGGUGAAGAUGAGGAAGCGCUACAGUGUGGACAAAUCUCUAAGUCACCCGUGGCUGCAGGACUUCAACACGUGGAAGGACCUUCGGGAGCUGGAGAUGCGACACGGCGACCGCUACAUCACACAUCAGAGUGACGACGCACGCUGGGAGGGAUUCGCUGAACAGAGGGGACUGCAGCACACGCAAUGCGCGUCCGCCUCCUCGCCCCAGGCGGAACGCGUGGACCAGGACUCCUAGUGCACGACUUCUUGGACAUUUGGAGGAAAAGCGGAUCUCGGUGAACCCCGCGACCGGAAGCUGCGCCGGGCUCUUCUUCUUGUCCAGCUUGAGCCCGGCGGCCGUCUGGGGCGCGGCGAGUCGGCGAGGGUGCAGCAGGCCGAAGAACAGGAAGCGGUCGCCC
Molecule: messenger RNA, 3184 nt
Organism: Phyllopteryx taeniolatus (common seadragon)
Lineage: Eukaryota; Metazoa; Chordata; Actinopteri; Syngnathiformes; Syngnathidae
Product: serine/threonine-protein kinase D3-like
Exons: 20
Coding region: 397-3021 (874 amino acids)
Biological process (GO): protein phosphorylation
Molecular function (GO): protein serine/threonine kinase activity; ATP binding
Source: RefSeq, a predicted model, not a curated record